Cervus elaphus (red deer) is the source of this 949-nucleotide messenger RNA. RefSeq lists its product as uncharacterized. Bases 1 to 882 code for a protein of 293 amino acids. NCBI's taxonomy places the organism in Eukaryota, Metazoa, Chordata, Mammalia, Artiodactyla, Cervidae. The record is from RefSeq and is a predicted model, not a curated record. The transcript has 3 exons.
AUGCUGCAGACACACCGCGUCUUGGCCGCCGCAGCCCCUGCCUCUGCCCCUGCCCCUGGGGAAAUGCUAAUGGGCUUCUGUAGACUCUGCUCCUCACUCCCCCUCCCCUCCCUUUCUCCUCGGCUUCUCUUCCACCGGCCGCUGGGCCUCUACCGGGCAUCCUGCCGCCUCGGAGGCGCUCGGGAAGAGGGAGAGGACCCGGUCGGGGAACGGUGCGGGGAUGCGUGUCAGCCCUGGACUGGCCCCGGGCAAUUCGCAAAUGGAUGGGCACUGGGGAAGUUUCCCGGGAAAGAGUGGGGAAACCACGCGGGCGACCACUCCACACAACUCCACCCCGGCCUUCCCGCUCGCCUAGACGCGUGGGAGGGGAGACGUGCCCUCAAACCCCGGGUCCCGGGCCGCGCGCCUGGCGAAGCCCCGCCUCCCUCUGUCGCUAGCGCUCAGGGGAUGCGGGGUAGGGGGCUGGGGGCCGUUCGGUUGGCCACGGAACAAUGGCCGGGCCCCGCCCACCAGCGGCGCAGCGCUAACCCGGGACUGCUGAACAGGCAUGCGGGCCUCCCCGCGGGCAGGCCGGCGGGAGGCGGCGCACACACAAGUAGAUGCACUGAUGUGUACAUCUGCACGCGCGCAAGAGGUUCAACCACUGGGCACGUCGAAAGGGAAUGUUCACUGCCAGGCACCAGUGAACUAUGCUAUCCCUGUGCCCACGCCAACAGAACGAGUGAGGGAUGUUCUGGAGAUUCUUUAGAUUGUCGGGUUGUUGUUUUGGAAUUGCCUUCGUUGGGAAAGGCCAUUUCGUGGGGAAAGUACAGACGUGCUUUCACUCAAAAGCAGGAGAAAGUACUUAUAAGUGCAGCAAGAAUAGCCAAAAGGUAUGUCUGAGCCUAUUUCCUCUACUUCAUCAGGGAACGAGCUGAAACAUCAGAGUUCUCUAGAAACUGCCCUCCUC